Messenger RNA from Effrenium voratum, 826 nucleotides. Lineage: Eukaryota; Dinophyceae; Suessiales; Symbiodiniaceae. The record is from the annotation of a GenBank genome assembly.
GCUUCAAGCACGACCCUUAGCCAAACGGCGCAUGGACCAGCCGAAGCCAAACUGAGGUGUCAGUCGAAAGUCCAAAGGUGCGCAAAGGAAGCAGCGGGUCGUCAUGGCGAAGCGGCGCGCGGCUUUGAUCCCGCGGCUCGCGGCGAUCUUCGUUCUGGGCAGUGUGCUGAACGCGGCCUUUAUAGCGCCCAGGCCGGCGCGGCCGCACAUCUUGCGCCGGGCGGAGGCAGAGGCCGUCACCUUGACGGAGCCGGAGCCUACGGAGCCAGCGGAGUCGCAGGAAUCAGUGCCCUUGGAAGGAUCGGUGACGAUUGUCCAGGGCGCCAGCCGUGUCCGGGUGCCUUGGGCGCCGGCGGAGACCUGCGCCACGCUCCGCGCGCGCGUAGAGGAAGCCACGGGAGUGCCGGUGGCCAAGCAGCAGCUGAAGCUGGCCAAGCAGGAGCUGCUCGGGGAGGAGGACGAGACCCAGCAGUCCUACGAGGCCAACGGCAAGAUCCGCACGAUCUGGCUGGAAGACUUGCGGACACCGGCGGAGCGGGGGGAGGAGGAGGAGACCAUCAUCGACCAGCUGAAGCAGCUCUGGAAGCUGGACAACGUCACUGUGGUGAGUCUUGUCCUGGCAGCCUACACUAUCGUAAAGGAGCUGCUGCCGUUGAUCAUCAACGGGGUGAAGAGCCCCGUGGAGGACUUGCCGUGGCAGCCCGGGCCCAUCGAUGCGGUGGCCCCCUCCCCGUCCAUGAUCGGCUGAUCCCACGCGAUCGGUGUCCACCGGAAAAGGACUGCCAUGUGGUUUGGGCGUUCUGUCUUAAAAUGGCUGUGGUGGUCA